This is a messenger RNA of Equus quagga, 4856 nucleotides long. RefSeq names its product angel homolog 1 (gene ANGEL1). The coding region runs from base 74 to 2077 and encodes 667 amino acids. Gene Ontology annotation, molecular function: 3'-5'-RNA exonuclease activity. Lineage: Eukaryota; Metazoa; Chordata; Mammalia; Perissodactyla; Equidae. The transcript is spliced from 10 exons. The record is from RefSeq and is a predicted model, not a curated record.
UGCAGGAGAGCCUGCGGCCGACGCGAGGGCGGGAGGUGGGCGCGGGCGCUGGCGCUGGCGCGGGCGGCCUGCCAUGAUCGCGUCGUGCCUCUGUUACCUGCUGCUACCGGCCGCGCGCCUCUUCCGCGCCCUCUCAGAUGCUUUCUUCACAUGUCGAAAAAAUGUCCUCUUGGCGAAGAGCUCGUCCCCCCAGGUAGAGGGCAGCUUUGCCAUGGCCCCUCGGGGCCCUGACCAGGAGGAGUGCGAGGGCCUGCUGCAGCAGUGGCGAGAAGAAGGGUCGAGCCAGGUGCUCUCGACUGUGAACGAGGGUCCCCUCGUGGAUAAGGGACUAGCCCAGAGCAGUCUGGCACUCCUGAUGGAUAAUUCCGGAGAGCAGGCUGCUGCUUCAGAGGACAAGUGGUCCAGCAGGCAGCUGAGUGACCUGCGGGCUGCGGAGAACCUGGAGGAGCCUUUUGCCGGGGAACUAGGAGAGGACCCACUGCCAGAGGUCGAGGGCCCUAUGUGGGCAGCUGUCCCCAUGCAGACCGACCCCCAGUAUGCAGACUGUGCUGUCCUCCCAAUGGGUGGCCUGGCUGCAGAGCAGUGGGAAGAGGACCCCGCAGUGGUGGCUUGGAGCAUAGCACCCAAGCCGAUGCCCCAGGAAGAGGCUCUCAUCUGGCCCUUUGAGGGCCUGGAGCAGUUGCAGCCUCCCCAGAUGGAAAUCCCAUAUCACGAAAUCUUAUGGCGAGAAUGGGAGGAUUUCUCCGCUCAGUCAGAUGCUCAGGGCCUGGAGGCGGGGGAUGGUCCUCAGUUCCAGUUUACUCUCAUGUCCUAUAACAUCCUGGCCCAGGACCUGAUGCAGCAGAGCUCAGAGCUCUAUCUGCAUUGCCACCCAGACAUCCUCAACUGGAACUAUCGCUUUGCGAAUCUUAUGCAGGAAUUCCAGCACUGGGACCCUGAUAUCCUGUGUCUCCAGGAAGUCCAGGAAGAUCAUUACUGGGAGCAGCUGGAGCCCUCUCUGCGAAUGAUGGGCUUUACUUGUUUCUACAAGAGGAGGACUGGGUGUAAGACAGAUGGCUGUGCUGUCUGCUACAAGCCCACGAGAUUCCGUCUGCUCUGCGCCAGCCCUGUGGAGUACUUCCGGCCUGGUUUGGAGCUUCUCAAUCGGGACAACGUGGGCUUGGUGUUGCUGCUGCAGCCACUAGUCCCAGAGGGCCUGGGGCAAGUGUCGGUGGCCCCUCUGUGUGUGGCAAAUACCCACGUCUUGUACAACCCACGCCGGGGCGAUGUCAAGCUGGCCCAGAUGGCCGUUCUCUUGGCUGAAGUGGACAAGGUGGCCAGAUUGUCGGAUGGCAGCCACUGCCCCAUCAUCUUGUGUGGGGACCUGAACUCUGUCCCUGAGUCACCUCUCUACAACUUCAUCAGGGAUGGAGAGCUCCAGUACCAUGGAAUGCCAGCCUGGAAGGUAUCUGGACAGGAAGACUUCUCCCAUCAGCUUUACCAGCGGAAGCUGCAGGCCCCACUAUGGCCCAGCUCCCUGGGCAUCACUGACUGCUGUCAGUAUGUCACGUCCUGUCGCCCCAAGAGAGCAGAGAGACGGAAGUAUGGCCGAGACUUCCUGCUGCGUUUCCGCUUCUGCAGCAUCGCCUGUCAGCGACCAGUAGGACUGGUUCUCAUGGAAGGAGUGACAGACACUAAGCCAGAGCGACCUGCUGGCUGGGCCGAGGCCGUCCUCGAGGAAGACGCGCGUGAGCCUGAGCCUGCCGUCCCCAGGACUGUAGGCACUAUCCAGCACUGCCUCCACCUGACCUCAGUAUAUACUCAUUUCCUGCCCCAGCAUGGCCGCCCAGAGGUCACCACAAUGCCCUUGGGUCUUGGAACAACAGUGGAUUACAUCUUCUUCUCAGCUGAGUCCUCCGAGGAUGAGAACAGAACUGAUCGCAGGCUGUAUCAAGAUGGCACGCUCAAGCUCCUGGGCCGUCUCUCCCUCCUCUCUGAAGAGAUCCUCUGGGCUGCCAACGGCUUACCCAACCCCUUCUGCUCUUCAGACCACCUCUGCCUGCUGGCCAGCUUUGGGAUGGAAGUCACCGCCCCAUGACGGGCUCCCAGGGGAAGAGAGCUUCUCUUCCAGAAGAGCUCAGUGGAUCGGAGACUGCAGAAAUAUCCCAUGCUUCUGGAAACUUAGAUCCAAGAAACUUUCGUCCCCUCCCUUCUCCCUCCUUGUUCCCUUUCUCCCAUGGUUAGAUUUUCUCCAGGCCCGUCCACAUUCUCUGCCUGUGGUCCCUGUCCCGCCCCAACCUCUUCCUAAUCCUGUGCCGCAUAUGUGGUGGCCCUGGGAGAGGCGGAAGGGGGGGUCCUCCUUCCUUCCAUGUAUCCAGCGCUCCCCAUCGAUUCUUAAUUACCAGGGUUGUGGGAGCUACUGAUCUCUUGGUUACUUGCUUUCAGGCCGUUUCUUAGUGGUACCUUCUGAUCCGACCUUCUCCCUGCUUUCAAGACCUCUGGGCCCAGCACCCUUGCCAGGCACACCCAUGUGAAAUGUGUGUAGGGUGCGUGCAUCCUCUCGGGGUGGCACUGCUCUUUGCGGCCAUCCCUGCCUCUGACCAGUCCACUUGCCGUGCUUGCCACUUGCCGAGGGGUGGGUCAGGAGCUGUGCUGCCGGGCGGCGGCAGGGCCGUGGGCCCUCAUUGCCUUAUCUUUCUGUUUCAUUAGGCUUUCAUCGUGCCAGCUAGGGCAUACUCAUCAUCGGGGCUCUGGGAACGAACGGGCCCCACGCCUGGGGUGGCAGAUUCGGGGGGGCUCUCCCUGCCCCAGCGGCCUCUGAGCCUCCAACCCAGAGCUCCCCACAGGCCUGGCAUGCUUCCCUAGGGCUCGUCCCUUUCCCCAGGCUGCCCCGUGGGAGGCAGAGUGUGGGGUCAGUGGGCUGGGAGAGUGGUUUGAGGUUUAAAACCCUUUAAGGAUGAGGAGAAAGCGCUCAGGAAGCUCUUGUCUCACUGGACUCCGCGGCCUGCAGAACGGGGGCGAGGGUGGGCCCGCGAGGGAGAGCCGCAGGCUCCGUAGCUGCCUCAGCUGGGACGCCAGGCUCAGGGCCUCGUUCUCUUUCCUCUGCACACCGACAAGCAGCUUUCUGUCCCUCCUCCCUCAUUUUACUUUUUGCUGCCUCCCCCAUUCCCGUCCAUUUUCUCCCUAGAAAAGUCAGGUACUUAGCUCAAGCUAAACCUUCUCAGCAGCAAGGUGGCCGUGGGCAAAGCUGGCACAAGAGCUCCCGGUGGCAGCUCCUGAGGGUUUGCUCUGGUCAGCAAGGCCUCGGCGGCCCCUUGCCUCUGCUUUCCCUCUCCUAGUGCACGGGUGCCCUGGCCCAUUCCAGGCGCUCCUGUGCCCACACGUCACCUGCAUGCCUUAAUCUUCCAUUGCUGGGGUGUGGCCUGGAGUGUCCCUGGGCUGGCUCCUCUUCACGUCUCCUGUAACUCAGAGUAGCCGCCGGCCCUGCAGGUGUGGCUUAGUGUUGCCCCGCUCAGCCUCCAGAAUGGGACUAAACGAAUAGCUGAGAGGCUGGAGUUAGGGACGGUUGGCAGAGGUUAAUGUCCUCUCCCUUUUAUGAAAGCCAAAGACCCAGCUUGAACACUGCUGCCGCUUUCAUGGUUACGAGCUUUCCAUGCCUAGGUUCUGGGGACUUUAUCUAGGUGUGUGUAUUUUUAAACAUUGUUGCCUGGGUACUGGGCAUGUGCUGUCUGUGCCCAGGCCUGUCUGUCCACACCCCCUGUUCACUGUCUGUCUCCCCCUGGGCACCUCGUGAGAUGGUCUGAGACACUGCCCUGUUGAUUCCUAGGACUAUGGCCCACCACCGUUGUCUUCUGCCAGGAAAUGCAGUUUAAAAAUGGCUAAAGGUGGCAGAGGCCAGGAGGUUGAUAGAUGAUCUUUUCCUUGUUUUAUUUGUUUAUGUUUUGCAAAUCAAAUGGGGGUUUUAAAUGGUCAUUUAAACUCUUUUCCAAAUAAAGGUUUACCUUUUCCCCCUACUGUUGGUCAUUUUAUUAGGACCCAGAAAGGCACGGGCGAGAGAAGGCCUGCAGAAUGUGGUGGGCAGAGAGGAAGAGACUGAUCCUGCGGUGGGGUCUCCCGUCCUAAAGCUGGACCAGAGAGAGGCGUUACAGUCUCCCUCUGAUAACUGCUCUGAGGCCUGGGAGGAACGGGGCCUGAGCGAACCCCUGCCCUGACUUCUGUGGGGUGCAGCUCUCUUCUCCAUCCUUGCAAGGCUAGAAAAGAGCUCUUUUGCUGCUUUCGUUCUUACUCCGUCUGCUGCCCGGACCUCCCCCACUCCACACUGCAUUUCAGGAGGGUCAGGCCGCAGUGGACCAGAAGUGUUCUCCUGGUCAAAGCUUGGCAGCUGCAGGAGGUGUGAUGCUGGUGGCAGAUGCCUCUUGCCGAGCUUUAUCUAUUUCUGAUCAUCUCUUUUGCAUUCUGGAGCCAGGGCUGAGCUGUGGGCCAUCUGUUGCUGGAAUGGUUUCUCUUCUUUCCUGGGCCUCACUCUGCUGGUACUUUUGUCUUCCUCCAGCCUCCUUAUGCAGCAAAUCCACCAAGCCCAAAUGCCCAUGGGAAGCCCCGAAACCAGGCGUGGCUUUCUGCCUUAUCUGAACAGAAUCCCAGACCCCACACCUCUGAACCAGUCUGAGAAUCUGAAUUAUUUAAAGCUAUCUGGGAGCUUCUGUUGAACCACCUGGGUUGGGAUUCAGCAGGAAAAAAACCUAGGCAGGGAUUAGAAACGCCACUUGUCAUCUUGGCCGGGUCACUUGGUGACUGGGUAGGUUAACCGCUCCCUGUCUCAGUUCAGAUAUCUCGGUGAAAUGGAAAUUAAAGUAAUAAUCCUUUCCACUGGCGAGGAA